Molecule: messenger RNA, 1373 nt
Organism: Bufo bufo (common toad)
Lineage: Eukaryota; Metazoa; Chordata; Amphibia; Anura; Bufonidae
Product: pepsin A-like
Exons: 9
Coding region: 161-1285 (374 amino acids)
Biological process (GO): proteolysis
Molecular function (GO): aspartic-type endopeptidase activity
Source: RefSeq, a predicted model, not a curated record
AGCUGAAUAUUAUCUGAUGGGACGCUCUGCAGAGCCAAUGAACUGCGCUCUGUGCUGGUUUACUGCAGGCGAGGGAGUGUUUGUGUGAACAAGGCUGGAUGAAGGGCAACAUAUCAGAUCAUACCAGCCUAGAGAAGACCUCCUCCGCUCUCCAGACACCAUGAGGUUUCUGCUGCUCUUGGCUUCGGUGACCAUUGCUCAAGCUUUAGUGCAUGUCCCCCUGAUCAGAAGUAAGUCCCUGAGGAGGACUCUACAAGAACAUGGACGUCUGGGAGAAGUUCUGUCACAGGAUAUCUACAGUAAAUACGCCCCCGAGGAUCAGGAAGCCGUGACGGAGCCGCUAGUCAACUACAUGGACAAUGAAUACUUUGGACUCAUCUCCAUCGGCUCCCCCCCACAGGAUUUCUCUGUGGUGUUUGAUACAGGGUCGGCCAAUUUAUGGGUGCCUUCAGUGUCCUGCUCCAGUAUGGCCUGCUCAAAUCACCAUAGAUUUAACCCUCGCCUUUCCUCCACUUUCCAAUCCACUGAUGAGACCGUCUCUAUCUCUUAUGGGACAGGAAGCAUGAAGGGAGUUCUGGCCUAUGAUAACGUGCAGGUGGGGAGUCUUGUGGUCACAAAGCAAGGUCUGAUCAUCAGCGAGACGGAGUCCUUCUUCCUCUACUAUUCACAUUUUGAUGGUAUCUUGGGUUUGGGGUACCCCAUCCUAUCUGUGUCUGGAACAGCCCCGGUAUUUGACAACAUGUGGAGCGAAGGGUUGAUACCAGAGGACAUCUUCUCCGUAUAUCUCAGCAGGGAGAAGAGCAGUGUGGUGGUUUUCGGUGGAGUUGAUGACUCUCUUUACUCCGGAAGUCUUCACUGGGUUCCUGUCACACAUGAGAGGUUUUGGCAGAUCACUAUAAACAGCGUCACCCUCAAUGGUCAGGUCCUUGCUUGUGCAGAUGGAUGCCAGGCAAUCGUAGACACUGGAACCUCGGUUAUUGCUGGACACCCAGAGGCAAUAAGAAGGAUUCAAGAAGCCAUUGGUGCAAAGGCGGACAUCUAUGGACUGUACCACGUGACCUGUGACCACGUCAGUUCCCUGCCGGACAUGACAAUAACCAUCAAUGGGAUGACAUACUCUGUACCAGCGGCAGCAUAUAUUAACCAGUUCUCCGGAUCAUGCAGCAGUGGCUUCCAGAACACCUCCGGCCCUUGGAUUCUUGGAGACAUCUUCAUCCGUGAAUACUUUGUGGCUUUUGACCGCAGCAGUAACAGAGUUGGAUUUGCCCAAGCUGUGAAAUCCUAGGUCAUGUCCAUCAUGUGUGGUAGAUCAUGCGUGUAUACAAGAUGGUGUCACAUGUGAGCUUGUAAUAAACAUAUAGCAUGUCUAUGUA